Symbiodinium sp. CCMP2456 is the source of this 1347-nucleotide messenger RNA. NCBI's taxonomy places the organism in Eukaryota, Dinophyceae, Suessiales, Symbiodiniaceae. The record is from the annotation of a GenBank genome assembly.
AUGCCCUCCUGUGCUCGGACGACUCUGUGCUGCUGGACGGACUUGCUGUACGGCAAGGCAUGCUGCUUGUGGAACUGUGUCUUCGCACCGUGCGUGCUGACGUUCUGGAGCUGUGCCAUCUAUUGCUGCGGUUGUUUGAGAGUAUAUUCCAUCCGUUGCUGCGGGAGGUGGUCUGGGCUAUUCGCCGACCCCAGCUUCCCUGCCAAUGCUGCGACCUUGGGGGAUGUUGUGGAGGAGGUCGUGUGGCUUCGUGCCACGCGGCGCUUGUGCAAGAGGGCUAUUCAGCUCGUGGCGUCAGAGCUCGACCCGUGCCGGCUUUGCGAAGGCGCCCAAGGCGACGUGUGGCUGCUGGCCGCCAUCGCGAUCCUUGGUGAACACAGGGGUGCGUUGCAGCAGCUCUUUGACAGUACGGAGUUCAACCCGAGAGGCAGGUAUGUUGUCAAGCUCUUCGACGGGAUCGAGGGGCGAUGGCGCAGGAUCGUCGUUGAUGACCGGAUACCUUGCCAGAGGGCGUCAUACGAGAACAGCAAGCUUUUCAGGCCUAUCGGCCUCCAGACGCAGGAGCUCUUUCCUUUGCUCAUCGAGAAGGCCUUUGCCAAGCUAUGCGGCAGCUACAGUCGGCUCUGCGGAUGUUCAACAGCCUGGGCCUUGAGGGCUUUGACAGGGCAGACAACAAGGAUUUUCGUUCGCGGCAACGAUUCCUGGGACAGCCGGGAGAUGGAGGAUGAGCUGGACUCAACUGGCAAACGAAGCUUUUGCUUGCUGGAAGCAGAUUCCAAUGUCUCGGACGAUGUCUUCUUCGACGUCUUGCGCAGACACUGCUUACUGCAGAGUCUCGUCUGCGCGGCUGGUGCCAGCCCGGAGACGGGCCUGAAGUCUAAGCAUGCGUACAGCAUCCUUCGGCUCGAAAGAGUACCAGCUCUCACAAAGUCUGCUCACGACCGGCGCUUUGUGAAAAUCCGGGAUGCCUGGGAGAGCAACUGGCAGGGCGCUUGGAGCCGUCGCAGCGCGCGAUGGGCUGCCGAGCCCGAGGUGCGGCAAGUACUGGACUUCCACGCAGGGGACGCGAGCACCUUUUGGAUGUCCUGGGAUGAGUUCAUCCAAACAUGGCGCACUGUUGCUGUGGUGGAACGACCGAUGAGCAUCCGAGCUCUGCACUUCGAGGUCAUCGGCGACUCCUUCUGUGACCCAGCCGCCGCAUGCCUGCUCGGAUGCGCGUCGUUUUGGGCUGGCGAGGGCUGUCAAAGACUUUACAGCCCCGAUGCACGUGGCGUGCAUGGCGAGACCUACUCGCUUCAAGCCACGCCGUCUCUCACAUUGCUCGGCAAGGACAUCGACAAGGAAUGA